Effrenium voratum is the source of this 867-nucleotide messenger RNA. The record is from the annotation of a GenBank genome assembly. Lineage: Eukaryota; Dinophyceae; Suessiales; Symbiodiniaceae.
AUGUCCCCCGCUCUGCGAGACAAGCGCGAACGGAGCAAGAAGUUGGACGAACAGAACCAGAAGUUGGACCCAAAGAUCGUGAGCGAACACGAACAGGACAAGAAGUCGGACCCAGAGAUCGUGAGCGAACAUGAAAGGAACAAGAAGUUGGACCCAGAGAUCGUGCCCGAGAUCGAUGAGACGCAGCCUGCAGCCCUUGAUGCCUUCCCAGCUACGCAGGCUGAGGCCGGCGGAACGCAAGUGCGCCAAAACUUGGCGGAUCGGCUUGGUCUUGCUGCUGAAGAUGUGGAGGAAGGGCCACCUUUGGAAAGCGGCGCCGAUCAGGGCGAAGCGACUGAGGGGGAGGACUUGUUCCAAGUGCCAACUGAGAACCCACCCCCCCAGCUCUCUGAGGGAGCCAUUAAGAAGAGGCUCUACAGGUUGCUGACGCCAAAAGCUUCGGGCGCCUUGAAGGUGCCGAAGGAGUUGAUAAACGAUUACAACGACCCUUUUACCAAGGACAAGGUGUUCCUGCUCUUCGAAAAAGCCGGCUAUGAGGUCUUUCUCCGGAAGGUUCGGAAGGUGUACGAACAAAUCAAUGAAGACACAAUGGAGUCCAACUAUGAGUUCCUGAGCGAAGACGACAUGGUUGCCUUGGGUUGGAAGAAGAUAAAGGGCAUCAAGAAGUUCUGCAAGAGCAAGCGGGACUUCACAAGGCAGUCAGAUUACGGGGAGGGGACCUUGUACUGGGCGCUGAUCAGCCAGAAAGGAUCGAAGAAGUGUCUCAGCCAAUUAGAGCUUUUGACCGACAUGAAGGACUUACAGAAAGCGCUGAGCAAGCGUGAUGACGACAUGCAACAGGUGUACCGACAAGGCUACGGCGGCUGA